UCCUUCCCCAAGAAGAACUCAUCACCCUCCAAGAGAAUAUUACCAAAAAAAAAGCACGUAGACGCAUCAACUCUUACUGUCGUUAAUUUUUUCAAGUAAACAAAACAUCGAUCACCUACACAAUCGUUUCUGUUUCACACUCAACCCACCAUAAUACCUAGUACUCUUGGAAUCCCGAUACACUGGAAGACACUUUUGGUUAUCAGAUAAUCAAUCGAUAAGGUAGACAUCAACAAACCAAAGCCAUGAAGCCAUUCGCUACUCUUGCAGCAACAGUUGCUGCUAUCGCAGGUAUAACCAGUGCUCAGGUUACCUAGUCAGUCCCCCUUCCAUAAACUAACACUCUAAAUAUCAUCCUCAUUCAUAAGUGUCACCUUAGCUAAUAUCACUAUAGUAACUCGACCACUGGAACCUUCUCAUGUCCUAUUGCCAAUGGUGCUUACUGCGCGAGUCCAUCCCUCGGCGGACCUAUUAUCAUUCGUUGUACCAACGGCAUUGGUCAACCAGGGAACUGUGACGAUAAUCUUGCAGGUUAUUUUCCUUAUGGUGUGAAUUAUUCGCCAUGUUGGGAGACUAGUGAUAAGAGCGGUGAUGCUGCUUGUUCUAAGAAGUAUGUUUUAUCUUGUCCUACUCAUUUCGCAUCAUAUUUUCCUCCCCUUAUCAAGUCUUUUACCUUCUAUAUCACUUGAUUAACAUCAUAAUAGCUGUAUCGUCCAAGGUGGCUCUGGAAACUUCAACGGUACAUUCACACUCCCAAAUUGCACCCCCAUUCUAGACCCAUCCGCAACCUUGACUCCGUCAAUCUCCUCGCCCACCACUUCUCCUGCCGUCUCAACCAACUUUGUUGCCACCCCAUCAUCGGGUCUAAGCACUGUCAUCCUAUCAUCCGGCAGCGCGGUCGAAACUGGUGGCUCAGGAAGCGGAUCCGGAGGUGGCUCUGGAGGUGGAUCUGGAGGUGGAUCUGGAGGUGGAUCUGGUGGAUCUGGAAGUUCUGGUGUCCACAACGGAACAACUAGUGGUUUAGGAUCCAGUGGGAGUGCAACUGCUACACCCGUAGGACCAAGUAAAACAGCUACUGGAACUGGAGCGCCUGAGUAUACGGGUGCUGCUAAUGCUGUUAGCGCAGGUGGACUGGCAGCUAUGGGAGUUGUGCUUGCGUGGUUCCUAUGAUUUUCUUUUUUAUGAGUAAUUGGGAACGAAGGCUGGGGUAUAAGAACGAGAGAUUUGAAGAUAUGAUACACUCCUUCUGAUGGCGUUAUUUAUGAAGGGGAGGACUUUUUGGCUCAUGUUUUACACAGUUUUGGACGAUGCUUUUGGAACACAUACAUACAUAUACACCUAUGAUGGAUUAUGGAUGAUAUACUAUGACUUUACAUGAGUUAAUAAACUCCCUCUAAGAAUAAUUUAUCUGGAUUGGGAUGAGAUGGACGAGAUGGGCGGAGAAUUUUUGGCAGCAGGUUCUAUAAUACAAUACUUUCUAAUUGUAUGUAUGAGUAUGUAAUGUCACUAUUGGGAAGUAAAUGUUAAUAUUGGGAAGUAAAUGGAACGCAGGGAGGGAUAUGAGAGGAGAGAGGGGAUAGAUAUUUAAUCAGAUACCGUUAAAGGAGAUGGAACAGAGAACAGAUGCAGGGGGAUGUUCACAGGAUGAAGGGAUUGAGGAGAAUAAUAUGUUUUAGUAGCUGAUUCUAUUGCUCA
This is a messenger RNA of Sclerotinia trifoliorum, 1695 nucleotides long. Lineage: Eukaryota; Fungi; Ascomycota; Leotiomycetes; Helotiales; Sclerotiniaceae. The record is from the annotation of a GenBank genome assembly.